AUGCUUAAACAUACUGUUAGGAGCGUUAUCUAUCUACUCUUCUCGGUGUACCCUCGGGUACAGGUUCAGGAGUGCUCCCUUUUCGACAACACUGCAGCUUGGCUCUCACCAGAAGAUCUUUAUCACAAGCAUCUUUACGAUAUAGCAGGUCUCAUUCUUGCUCGUAACCAAGAGGAUUAUAUUCAUUCCUUUUCUACGACUCAAAUCAUUGGCGAAAAACUUGAGGGGCUUGCAGAACAAAUGCCCUCGACGUGGUGGGAAAUUCCUUCCAACAUUCCUCAUAGCCGCACUCAGGAAGCGUCUACUCAGUUCGAGCGAGUAAUGUGCCAAAUUUGGCACUUUGAGUUAGUGACGCUGCUACAUCUUCCAUUCAUGCUACGCGCAGCGAAUAAUCGACGAUACGAAUAUUCGCGCAUUUCUUGUCUGGAUGCUUGCCGGAACCUAAUCAAGAGAUGGGCAUCCAUUCGCGAGACCAAAAGGACUUUCUACUUCUCCAAUCUCCUUGAUUUCGAAGCUUUCACGGCAGCAACCACUCUGUUACUGGGGCUGCUGGUCUCCCACGGAAACAAGACUCAAGGCAUGUCACUUGAAGAAGGACACGAAGAUUCCGAACUUGUGGAGAGGGUUGUUCGAAACUUCGAAAGGCUUAAGCCACAUGACUCUCGAGUGUCCGUUGGCGAACAGAGUAUUUUAGUUAUUCAGACACUGCAAGAGUUUCUCCGUGGGGACAUGUCGUCCGGUAGUUUGUGUCUGGAAAUCCCAUUUUUUGGAAUUAUCAGGGUCGCACACAGCGGCACCGUAGAACCACUGGAAGGCGAACGGAUCCUCGGGGCAAACGUACGCAAUUCUUAUUCUCGGUCUGAAAAAAGAGCCACGGUUCCUUCCAUGGCGGAAGGAAUUUGCGCGCCGGAUUUGUUGUCUUCGAUAGAAAAACGACGCGAGGAAGGAGUUGCAGCAGAAGGGAAUUCUGCUCGCCAUGUCGUGCGAGGACCUGAUACUAUUUUGCAGCUCUCUGGCGGUCACUUCCAAUUCCCUGAGAUAUCCGAUAUUCAAGAGAGUCUUGGCACCAGUGAAUGGUCAUUCUCACCGGAUGAUAUGAUUUUUUUCGAUAGUUUGGUGAAUACGGACUUGGUGGGUAAUUGGACACUGUGA
Messenger RNA from Penicillium manginii, 1152 nucleotides. RefSeq names its product fungal specific transcription factor domain-containing protein. The record is from RefSeq and is a predicted model, not a curated record. Bases 1 to 1152 code for a protein of 383 amino acids. The transcript has a single exon. Lineage: Eukaryota; Fungi; Ascomycota; Eurotiomycetes; Eurotiales; Aspergillaceae.